Molecule: messenger RNA, 3413 nt
Organism: Zingiber officinale
Lineage: Eukaryota; Viridiplantae; Streptophyta; Magnoliopsida; Zingiberales; Zingiberaceae
Product: wall-associated receptor kinase-like 6
Exons: 5
Coding region: 399-3140 (913 amino acids)
Biological process (GO): cell surface receptor signaling pathway; protein phosphorylation
Cellular component (GO): plasma membrane
Molecular function (GO): calcium ion binding; protein serine/threonine kinase activity; ATP binding
Source: RefSeq, a predicted model, not a curated record
UUUUUUCGCCCACUUUAUAGCUUUUCCUUACACGAUGGGUUUGCUUUUGGUUGUUCUCUAUUUGCUGAUCUUUUUCAUGCAACCAACCAAGAAAUGACAGACUGAGGAUUUCGAUCAUACAGUUGUGGCAUUUCUCCUUUCCUUCCCACUUUCUUUUUUGGCGCACCUUAACAGCAAGCAUGAGCACGAACCUGCUUUUAAGUUGACUGACUUCGAUGAGAAGACCCCGUCACCGCCUUCUAAGCUCACUGUUCUUUGUUGAGAAGACCUCGUCAUCGUCAUCUAAGUUGAUUGAUUGUGCUGAUCAGAAGACCUCCUCUUCACCGUCUUCUAUAUCGACUAACAGACUGGUGAUCGACUCGCGCGCACUUCUCUUCAAAGCACAACAAGGCUAAGGGAUGGCGUGGGCGAAAGUGUUACUGGUAGUAUUUGCACUCGGUACUACUUGGGGAUCUGUGGCUUCAACUGGAGCACAGCAGAUCAAAACGACGUCGACUAAAAAUCGAACUUUUACACUCCCAUCCAACUGUCCAACAAGCUGCGGCAAUAUCAGCAUCCAAUACCCUUUCGGCAUCGGCGAUGGUUGCUACCUUCCCGGUUUCAACCUUACCUGCCGCAAGCAAAACAAUCGCACUGUGUCAGCCCAGCUCUUCAUGGGUGAUGGCACACUCGAGGUUACUGGUAUAACUUUAUAUUCAGGGUACGUGUCCUUCAAAUUGCCAGUUAUCAGCAUGGGCGUCAGCCAGAGUUCCAUCACCACCCCACUGAUCGAUCUGAAAAAUUACCACAACUUCAACUUUUGGGCAACAGACAACUAUCUGUUUGUUUCUGGUUGCAAUGUUAAUGCCAGUGUAGUCGAUCUCGCCAACAAUAACACCAUCAUAUAUAAUUGCUCUACCUUUUGCUUGGAUGUCAGUCCAGAUUUGUCGCCCUUCGUGAUCCGGCAUCAAAAGUGCAGGGUUCGGAUUGGAAACGAACUUCCAGACCGUGUCUUCUUAGGAGUUCGUUUAACUCGAUUCAAUCAGACUCGGUUGCAUUUGACUAAUGCCACUCCAGUCAGCGCCUACAUGAGUUCCUCGAUCGGCAGUUUGGAGUCUAAACUGUCUUGGUACAUGGACGAUCACUCUUCGUGUACAGAGGCAAUGAACGAUACGGGGACCUAUGCUUGCAUAAGCAGCAACGGUGAAUGCACCGAUGCCCUUUCUGUUGACAGGGAUGUCACCGUCGGAUAUUAUUGUCGUUGUUCUGGUGGAACUGAAGGCAAUCCCUACCUAACUGAUGGCUGCAAAGGAUCGUCAACAGACGUUACAGUUGCCAAUAUAUAUCCAGCCAACAACUGUACGAGAAAAUGUGGAAGUGUGGAUAUACCAUUUCCUUUUGGACUUGAUAAUGAAUCGGAUUGCUACAGAGAUUCAUUGUUUGCCCUAGUUUGCAACCAAACAACGAGCCCUCCCGUUCUCCAGUAUCAGGACAAAAAUGUGAGCAAGGUAGGCGUGGAAAGGGGAGAACUGUAUCUUAUGGAAGUGAGAAAUUCAUCGGAAGGCCUUACUCUCACUGAAGGGCAUUACGUAUACAGUUGGUUGAUCCCCCAUCAUUCCUGCGAGAAUGCUAGAAUGAAUAAGUCGCUCUUUGCAUGCGUAAGCGAGCACGUCGAAUGCCGCAACUUAAAAGACAGCAAAGGAGAUCAAUUGGGAUACCGUUGCGGGUGUGAGAAAGGUUAUACAGGAAAUCCGUACAUAAUGAAUGGAUGUCAAGAUAUCAAUGAGUGUGACACUCCUGAGAAAUAUAUCUGCAAGGGGAUUUGUAAGAAUACAGAGGGCAGUUACAAUUGCACGUGUCAACCAGGAACAUAUGGUGAUCCAAUGAUCGGAGGGUGCAUCCCUUAUACCAAGAAGAGAACAGUUAUGUUAGCUCUCAUCAUCGCAGCAGGCAAUGUGUGCCUACUACUCUUGUGUGCAAUGUUGGUCAUCCUAAGUAAAAUAUGGAAGAAAAGAAUGCAAAAGCAAAUAAAAGAAAAGAACUUUCACCAGAAUCAUGGUUUAUUGUUGCAACAACUGAUCUCUACAAGUGAACAUGAUGCUGAGAGAACUAAAUUAUUUCCACUGGAAGAGAUAGAAAAAGCAACAAACAAUUUUGAUGAAACUCGCAUGCUUGGUCGUGGAGGGCAUGGAGUAGUUUACAAAGGAAUUUUAACAGAUCAACGAGUUGUUGCCAUAAAGAAAUCCACAAAUCUGAAAAAAAGUGAGAUAGAUCAAUUCAUAAAUGAGGUAGCAAUUCUUUCUCAAAUUAAUCAUAGGCACAUAGUGAAGCUUUUUGGAUGUUGCUUGGAGACUGAAAUCCCCUUACUAAUCUAUGAAUUUAUUUCAAAUGGAACCCUAUCACAUCAUCUUCAUGUUCCCAGUGGACAAUCUAAAUUAUCGUGGGAUGAUCGCUUGAGGAUUGCUACAGAAGUUGCAUGCUCACUUGCCUACUUACACUCAGACGUUUCUAUGUCUAUUUUUCAUAGAGAUGUUAAAUCGUCAAAUAUUCUUUUAGACGAUAAUUUGGUUGCAAAAGUAUCUGAUUUUGGAGCUUCAAGAUUUAUUCCACUUGAUCAAAACUAUGUAGUCACUGCUGUACAAGGCACCUUUGGAUACUUGGAUCCUGAAUAUUAUCAAACAAGUGAGUUGACAGAAAAGAGCGACGUAUAUAGUUUUGGAGUCAUUCUCCUAGAACUUUUGACAGGGAAAGCUCCUAUUCACAAAAACGAGCAUGGCGAUGAGGUGAACCUAUCAAAGCAGUUUCUUCAAGCAAUGAGAGAAAAUCAUGCUCUUGAUCUUGUGGAGGAUCAUGUUUUGAAAGAAGGAAAGAAAGAGGAGCUUUUGGAAAUAAUACAAAUGAUAGAAAUGUGCUUGAGGUUGAAGGGAGAGGAGCGGCCUACUAUGAAAGAAGUCGAGUACAAAUUGCAAGGGCUGAGAAGGAUCAGAAUGAUGAAAAAGAGGCUAUCUUCUUUUGCAGAAGACAAUGAAACAACUGAGAAUAACCUCAGUGAUGCAUUUGAUCCUUCAACAGAAUUGGUAGACCAAAGAAAUCAAGGUACUUCUACUAGUUACAGCUCAGAGAAAGACCUAAUGUACCAACAACCAAACUCACCUAGAUGAGUUUGCUUUCUCUAAGCAUCAUGUCUCUACUGCUUGUUGUCUAAACCAGCAGGAAAGCUCUGUAGACUAUCAUUAUAGUUGAUUUGUUGUGCAAGCAUGCUUACAGUGACAUGUGAAUUUCUUCCAGGACACUUUCUGUGUCUAUGGAGCUAGUAGGAUGCAUCAUAAACUAAAGUUGGAGUGUGUAUGCUACAAUUUUUUAUGUCAAAGUUUGUGUUUGCAUAAUGUAAUAAUUGGUAUUAACUUCAUGAGUGCUACUCUUUUACAUAUAAC